This is a messenger RNA of Chanos chanos (milkfish), 681 nucleotides long. Its product is annotated as protein RD3. The record is from RefSeq and is a predicted model, not a curated record. The coding region runs from base 13 to 681 and encodes 222 amino acids. The transcript has 2 exons. Lineage: Eukaryota; Metazoa; Chordata; Actinopteri; Gonorynchiformes; Chanidae.
CUGCUCUCUCAGAUGUUUCCGUGGUUGGCUGUGUUUUCCCUGGAGCCAAAGGUUCCUGGGCAGCGCACUCCGGAGGAGCUGGUGACUAACACUCUGAUGCUGGAGCUUGGUGCCAUGGUGAAGCGGACAGAGCGCAUCCGCUUGGAGAGAGAAGCAGAGUUGCGCCGGCGUCGGAGCUCCACCUCAAACGUAGACUACAGCUGGCUGGCUGGACCCCAGGCCCACGCACCCUACGAGCUCACCCCGGGAGAAGUGCUGGAACUGCAGGAUCUCUGUGCUCAAAUCCCCCCUCCACAGUGCGGACCGGUCAUAGUUAGGUUCCGGAAGCUGGUGAGCGAGUUUGAGCCAGAGGUUCACGAGGUUUCGCGGCUGUUCCGCUCGGUUGUGCAGAACUGUCUGGAUGAGCUUGCUGGAGAUGAGGAGCUGAAGGCCAGAGCAUCCCGCUGGGACAAACAGCGCAGCAAAAGCCUCUCCUUCGUCAGCUUCCGCUCCAAGUUCCGCACCUUCAGCCGUGGGCGCGGGGGGCUGUCAGGUUCCCGUGGCAACCUGCCGGAAGAGAGCGGUUGGUCCGACGAGGAUGAGGAGGCAGGAGAGCAGGUGGCGGCCGUGAAGAGAACACACAGGGUGCGGAGCAGAAGCAUGCCAGAGAUCACCCCUAUAGAACAGGCAGCACAAAGCUGA